AUGUCGGAACAAGAGACUCAGAGGCCCGGUAUGGGCGAGCAGGAGCCUCUGCUUGGAAGACCUGGUGAUGCGUCGCAGCAAGACGGUCUUCCGCUAUACCACAAUCUAAUCAUCGGUACUGGAGCUGUCGCACAGGCUGGAUCCUGGAUCCUCGUUGCUAUUGUCUGGGGCGCAGUAUUCUCCAACCCUGUGAUUCUGUUCUCGGCGCAUCCUUUGCUUAACUCAGCAGCAAUCCUGCUCUUUACCCAGGGCGUCCUUAUCCUACAACCCACGCACACACCGAAGCAAAAGAAGCACGGCACCUGGGCCCACGCCGGACUCAACGACCUCGCUCUCUCGUGCGGCAUCGCGGGCCUCGUCGUGAUCGAGUACAACAAGAUUGCCCACAAUGGCACACACUUCGUGUCACCCCACGCUAUUCUGGGUUUGAUCACAUACAUCCUUAUCCUCAUUCAAGGACUUGUUGGAUUCACGCAAUACUUUGUGCCGCAGAUCUACGGCGGCGAGGAGAACGCAAAGAAGCUGUACAAGUACCACCGUGUCAGCGGAUACUUCAUCUUCUUGAUGCUGCUUGCGACAGUGGCAGCCGCUACGCAGACGGACUACAACAAGAAGGUUCUUGAAAUCAAGCUGUGGGCCGUGCUCGUCGCGGCUGCCAUCACGUUGAUUGGAGUCUUGCCCAGGGUCAAGUUGCAGAAGUUCGGCUGGUUGGCCGGGCAGUAA
Aureobasidium namibiae CBS 147.97 is the source of this 723-nucleotide messenger RNA. RefSeq lists its product as uncharacterized. Bases 1 to 723 code for a protein of 240 amino acids. The transcript has 3 exons. Lineage: Eukaryota; Fungi; Ascomycota; Dothideomycetes; Dothideales; Saccotheciaceae. Gene Ontology annotation, molecular function: transmembrane monodehydroascorbate reductase activity. The record is from RefSeq and is a predicted model, not a curated record.